Molecule: messenger RNA, 2085 nt
Organism: Panicum virgatum (switchgrass)
Lineage: Eukaryota; Viridiplantae; Streptophyta; Magnoliopsida; Poales; Poaceae
Product: protein S-acyltransferase 8-like
Exons: 6
Coding region: 522-1592 (356 amino acids)
Biological process (GO): peptidyl-L-cysteine S-palmitoylation; protein targeting to membrane
Cellular component (GO): endoplasmic reticulum; Golgi apparatus
Molecular function (GO): protein-cysteine S-palmitoyltransferase activity
Source: RefSeq, a predicted model, not a curated record
GGUCCCAGUAACAAGUCCACGCUGUCAUGCUCCAACACCGGUUCACGGAACCGAACGAAUUCUCGCCUCCCCGUCGUCGUCUCUUCUUCCAUCUCGCAUGGCAUGCGCCUCUUUCUUUGUCCCCAAAAUUCCCGGUCUCAAGCUUGCUAUUCUUUCCUUCCUCGCAAUCUCCUGCGCCUCCAUCACCGCCACACCGUCACCUCCGGUUGCGGUAGGCAACAAGCCAGGGCUCCUUCUGCCGAAGUCUUCUCUAGCUGAGACUUCGGAAGGCGUGACGCUUCUCGGCCCCUUUGGACUGGAAGAGACCGGCGUGGAGCCUCCGAGUGGAAGAGAACCAUAGUUUUUGUUUCUUCUUUUGUUUGUGGUUUCUUCUUCAGGGCGGAGGGUCAAUCUCUGUUGACAAUCUCCAGUUUCCACGUCCGGCUGCUGCAUAUUUUUCAAAGUUCAGGGGUUUCGUCUGAACCCUCAUGCUGCUCUGGUGGAUUCGAUAGGGUAUUAACUGAAGCCAAUCCUUAGGUGCAAUGACGCAGCCACAGCAGCGGGUAUACCAAGCUUGGAAGGGGGAUAACAGGUUCUUCUUUGGUGGGAGAUUGAUUUUUGGACCUGAUGUUAAAACCCUAGGUGUUUCCGUUACCCUGAUUGUUGUCCCGGUAGCUUUCUUUUGUGUAUUUGUCGCGCGGCAUCUCCGUCAUCGGUUUCGUGCAUAUGAUGCAGGAUAUGCAAUUCUUGUCAUGGCAGUAGUGUACACAAUCUAUGUGCUUUUAUUACUCUUCGUCACUGCUGGUCAGGAUCCUGGCAUUGUACCUCGUGCUUCACACCCACCAGAGGAGGAUAUUCACUAUGAUGAUUUGUCUCUUACUGAUACACCAGGGAGACUACAAUUUCCUCGUGUAAAAGAAGUUAUAGUAAAUGGGAUGCCUGUGAAAGUAAAGUAUUGUGAAACUUGUAUGGUAUAUCGUCCUCCUCGGUGUUCACACUGUUCUAUUUGCAACAAUUGCGUGGAACGCUUUGAUCAUCACUGCCCAUGGGUUGGGCAAUGCAUUGGAAAGCGCAAUUACCGUUAUUUUUUCCUGUUUGUUUCUUCUUCAACUGUCCUCUGCAUUUAUGUGUUUGCUAUAUCGGCCUUGUACAUCAAGUUUCUCAUGGAUGGAGACUAUCCUACAGUGUGGAAGGCAUUGAAACACUCUCCUGCUUCUCUAGCACUAAUGGUAUACUGUUUUAUCUCUAUCUGGUUUGUUGGUGGACUCACAGCAUUUCAUACAUACCUCAUCAGCACAAACCAGACCACAUAUGAAAAUUUUCGGUAUAGAUCAGAUGGCAGGCCUAAUGUCUAUGAUCAAGGAUGUCUUAGUAACUUUCAAGAGGUUGUCUUUGCCAAGAUACAACCAUCCAAACAUAAGUUCCAGGCGCACAUACAAGAGGAAGUACAAGCUCCACCAGCUAAUGGUGCUGGAGAGGUCGACGAUCUAGUUGGUGGUCCCCGGGCAAAAGUGGGAGAUGACCUUGAUAUUGAUGGUGAUCUGUUGAAGAUUUCGCAACGGCAUAACCAUGGGGACAUUGAUAUUGAAAUGGGAGGUGGGAACACCAAUUAGAUGGACGAUCAGUUUCAGACUACAAAUUUAAAAGCAAUUCAGAUGCACAGUUAUACAGUUAGAAGCAAGGCACAACACUCAGGUUGGGUCAAAGAACUGAAAGUUGGGAUCUACCACAACAAACUUCUGCAGCUAUUCUUAGGUCUCCGAAUCUGCAUCGCCAUCUCAGAUGCACACUGGCUUUUGUUUGAUCAUACUAUCCAAUACUAAUCUGAGGAACUGAGGAUUCUGCAGCUGGAGAGGCUGGGCCAAAAAGCCUUCAAUGUCUGUUUGCUCUAUCACUUCCAACAGGGAUGGCUAGUGUCCAACGUUCAUACAGUCUCAUGAAAUAUAUGUUUUAGUUCAAAAUUAGGGCAGCUUCUGACUCGUAGGUUCACUUGUGCAUUUCAACCAACGCUUGAUGGUUGUAUAUAUCUUGGUUGAGAAACUUCAAUAUGGUGUAGUGAAUCCAAAUUGCAUUGCCGAUAUUGCCGUCCAGUCGUUCAAUUUUCUA